Molecule: messenger RNA, 1525 nt
Organism: Phyllotreta striolata
Lineage: Eukaryota; Metazoa; Arthropoda; Insecta; Coleoptera; Chrysomelidae
Source: the annotation of a GenBank genome assembly
ACGGCACAAUAGCAUGGUAAAACUACAACAUAAAAAACAAAUUAUAUUAAAGCGCUGUUGGAACGUGUGUCAACUAAAACGCGUUAGACGUGUGUUCUUUGAUUAAUAGUUAAGGGAAAUAAAUUAUUCAAAAUCAAUUAUCUUGUCAUUUAAACGCUGUUUUGUUGUUUGUUAGUUGUAAUAAAAAUGUCGCAAGACGAUGAUGUGGUAAAAGCGACUCUGCCCGUAUGGGUAUUCUGUCAAAUGUUCGGUUUGUGUUUUAGUUCCACCAAGGCAAUCGCUUCAACUAAAAUUCCUUCGCGAAAAAGAAAUGUAGGAAAAUUUGUUUAUUGGUUUGCUACAGUUUCUAUAGCUCUGCAUCUUUCUUUCUAUAAUUUUUCAUAUGAAUUAGAUCCGUCGAAGAACGUCGUUAUACAAGCUGGAGAUAUUUUGAAUGGAUUAUCCAGCAUUGCCGCAACAGUGUCGAGUAUUUUUACGAGCUUCUUAUUCGAAAAUCGCAUAUUAACGGUAAUGAAAGAUUUAUGCGAAGUCAACGACAAAUUGAAAAAGUACCCGAAAUCGAUCAGCUACAAAGGGAUUAAAAAAUUCGCCUACGCCGAAAUAAUUUAUUUAUUAAACUCUUGGAUUUAUUUUUUAAUAAGUUACGUUAUUACUUGCCCGAGUAACUUAGCGGAAUGCUUAGGGUCCUGGUAUUUGAUGUAUACCAUAACGAAAAUUUUCGAUGUGAAUUUAGCCCGUUUCAUAUCUCACAUGAGUAUCGUCUACAAGCAGCUCUGUACCUUGAAUAGCAACAUAUUGCAUUUAUCCGAAGAAAGAUAUGUGAUUUCAUUAAAUUUACCAAAGGAACGGUAUAAAAUUGAUGCUUUAGAAAAUUUUAAAGAAAUAUACAGCGAAAUAUUGAGGAUAGGAGAAGAAAUCAACUAUGUGCAUUCGUUUUCGUUGCUUCUUAUUAUAGCCAAUCAAUUUAUAUCGAUUUUUAGUUCGCUAUAUUUUUGCUUUUUCGGUUAUUACAUCAACGGCAAUUACAUUAAACCCAAUUCAUUGAGCACUUUACUGGUGCCUUUAAUGUCUCUAAUACAUCCAGGUGGACAAUUACUAGCUAUUGCAAUCGUUUGCCAACUCACCAUUUCAGAAUCCAAACAAACAGGAAAAAUAAUUUACCGAAUACCAAUAAACAGAAACGCUAGAACAUUAAUGCAAAGAAUCAAUUUAUUCUCUCUCCACAUAAUGCACAAGCAAUUCGAUAUUACGGCGUGUGGAUUUUUCAGCAUCAAUUGUGCAUUACUGUUAAUGGUAGGGAUCGAUCCCCCAAUUUAUUAAAUGAAAAACAUUUUUCGUCGAAAACGCUAAUUGAAUUCAAUUAAAAUUAGUAAAACUCGAUGUAUAGCAUUUCGGAUUUGUAGUUAUUAGGCAGUAAAUUAAUCGAAAAUAAAAUGAGUAGGAUGAAUCGGGUAAAUAAUCAUCGAUUUUGUUGCAGAUUGUUGGAGCUGUAACCGUUUACCUGGUAAUGUUUAUUCAGUUCGAC